CGGUCUUCUGGUCCCAACUAUUUAGCCCCGUCUCCCUCUCCUCCUCUCUCCCUCUCCCUCUCAGUGCCAUCGCUGGUUCCAGUGAAAGAAUAAGAAGAGAGGCUUAAGGCAGGAAGUUGAAGGGGGGAUAACCGCGGGCUUUCGGUUCCUUAUCUCAAACGUUGGCUUACCUCUGCGAUCCAGAGUUCUCAAGCUAUUCAUUUCAAUUCGCUUCUUGGCUUUGUCACUUGGCUUUGUGAGUGUUUCUGCAUGUCUUAUGUGGAUAAAGCCAUGUCUGGUCGAAGCCCAUCCCCAAAUAUAAAAAUUCCCGAAAUAACUUGCCCCAGUGGAGCCAUGUCUGUCACUUCUUCCAUUGAACCGACUCCCUUGCCAGCAGUACAAGGUGAGAAUUUACAUGGGCCUGUUGCCAUUCUUUGGGACAUCGAAAACUGUCCAGUUCCCAGCGAUGUUAGACCUGAAGAUGUUGCUGGCAACAUUCGUCUGGCAUUGAGAGCACACCCUUUGAUCAAAGGAGCUGUGACAAUGUUUUCCGCAUACGGGGACUUCAAUUCCUUUCCUCGUAGGCUAAGAGAGGGAUGCCAAAGGACUGGCGUUAAGCUUGUCGAUGUGCCAAAUGGUAGAAAAGAUGCUGCUCACAAGGCUAUUUUGGUUGAUACAUUCCUACUUGCCCUCGACAAUCAUCCACCUUCUUCAAUUAUGUUGAUCUCCGGGGAUGUGGAUUUCGCUCCUGCUUUGCAUAUACUGGGACAACGUGGUUACAUGGUGAUUCUUGUCAUCCCUUCUAAAGUUUUUGUCUCAUCCGCUUUGUGCAGUGCUGGCAGGUACGUAUGGGACUGGUCGUGCAUUGCCCAUGGAGAAGGUUUUGUCUCUUCGAGAACUGGUUUAACGCGGGGAUCCGAGCUUUCCGGCUAUCUUAUGGGUAACAAUUUUGAUGACUGCCAUGAUGUUCAGAUUGAAGAAGAAGCCAUUGUUUAUAAAGGAAGUUACAAUUCCAGUAACACUAGGGACCUGUCUGUGGUAUCCCAGACGUCCUCUGAAUACAAUAUUAAUUAUUCAAUGCCUGCAGCAUUCCUUUCCUCCUCAAAGUUUCAAGGCCAACCUUCUAGAAUGAAUGAAGCUUCUUCAAGGGAUCAGAGCUGCAGGGCACAAGCCAGUUGGGUACAGCCAGGUGAUAUUCAAGGCUUAAAGGGCCAGCUAGUGAAGCUGCUAGAGACCUCUGGCGGAAGUUUGCCCCUCGUUAGAGUUCCAUCGGAGUAUCUUAGGAGCUACGGAAGGCCGCUCUACAUGUCGGAGUACGGAGUAUUCAAGCUGGUGCAUCUUGUGGAAAAGAUGGCUGAUACCUUGAGCUUGGUGGGAAGGGGACAUAAAAAGUUUCUCUGCCUUCGCAGCUCAGAUAGAUAUGUUAAGAAGUUUGAUAACAUACCUAUAAUUUUGAAGAGAAAUAAGAAUGAUAAAGGCGUAGUAGGGGAAUCUUCCGAUAUUGGUAUCAGCCCUAAUACAGGAAGCUCUUCGGAUGACUCAUCGGACGAGGAAAGGAAUGCUGAUGCUGGGUGUGAGUAUGAUGGCCUUCUUGAAGGUUUCAGGCGCGAAAUACAAGAGAUUCUUGUAUGCUACUCUUGUCCGGUCCCCUUAGAUUGCUUUGAAGUUCUGUAUCAACAGCGCUACAAAAAAAUUGUUGAUUAUCAGAAGUUUGGAUCUGAAGGGCUGGAGGAACUGGUUGAGAAGGUAAGGGAUGUAGUGAAAUUGUGUGAAGAUCAAUGGAGUAAGAAGAAAUUCCUCAUCUCCAGCAUUAAGCAGAUCUCAUCUAACCCAUCAGCUAUUGAGAAAGAUCAAAGAUUUGAAGAAAAUAAAACAAAAAACAGACAUCCAUGACUGCAGAGAAUUUCUCAACAUUCAAGAGGCACUAAAGCCAUGGUUUGAAGGGACUGCCAAAUGUAGCUUAGAUGACAGAUUGAGAA
Phalaenopsis equestris is the source of this 1958-nucleotide messenger RNA. RefSeq lists its product as uncharacterized. Gene Ontology annotation, molecular function: RNA nuclease activity. The record is from RefSeq and is a predicted model, not a curated record. Gene Ontology annotation, biological process: regulation of gene expression. NCBI's taxonomy places the organism in Eukaryota, Viridiplantae, Streptophyta, Magnoliopsida, Asparagales, Orchidaceae. Gene Ontology annotation, cellular component: peroxisome. The transcript is spliced from 4 exons. Bases 250 to 1872 code for a protein of 540 amino acids.